Messenger RNA from Entamoeba dispar SAW760, 540 nucleotides. Its product is annotated as RNA (guanine-9-) methyltransferase domain containing protein, putative. Bases 1 to 540 code for a protein of 179 amino acids. Gene Ontology annotation, biological process: tRNA N1-guanine methylation. The record is from RefSeq and is a predicted model, not a curated record. Gene Ontology annotation, molecular function: tRNA binding. Lineage: Eukaryota; Evosea; Mastigamoebida; Endamoebidae. The transcript has a single exon. Gene Ontology annotation, cellular component: nucleus.
AUGAAUGAAAAUGAAGUAAAGUCAUUGUUUAAUCAAAUUCAGUUGUUAUAUGGAGCUAAUUGGAAAUACGAACACCCUUUAGAAAUUAGGUGUAUUGGAGUUAAUGGAAAGCUUAAAGAAUUAAUUAAUAAAAGAGAAGCACACAAAUGGAAAUUAAUAACGUUUGAAGAAAAAAAAAUUGAAGAAAUUAAAAAUGAAGUUCAGUGUGUUUAUCUUGCAGCAGAGAGUGAAACAGUUAUUGACAAUUUUAAUAAAGAAAUAAAUUAUGUAAUUGGAGGGAUUGUUGACCAUAAUAAAUUUAAACGGCUAUGUGAAAAUAAAGCAAAUUCAUUAAAUAUUUCAACAGCUCGACUACCAAUAGAACAACAUAUUGAAUGUAUUGGAAGAAAGGUGUUAACAGUAAAUCAAGUUUUUGAAAUUAUAGGUGAACAAUGUCAAACGAAUAACUGGGAUAAUACGAUACAAAAAAUACUCCCACAAAGGAAACAAGAAAUACCACCCAAAAAUGAACCAAAAAGUGAUGAAGAGCUUUCAUUGUAA